This is a messenger RNA of Cicer arietinum (chickpea), 906 nucleotides long. RefSeq names its product zinc finger BED domain-containing protein RICESLEEPER 2-like. Gene Ontology annotation, molecular function: DNA binding. Lineage: Eukaryota; Viridiplantae; Streptophyta; Magnoliopsida; Fabales; Fabaceae. The record is from RefSeq and is a predicted model, not a curated record.
AUGACAAACACAAUUGAUGCGUGCUUGACUGAUUGGAGGCUGAAUCGUGUUUUGACUGUGACACUUGACAAUGCAUCAUCAAAUGAUCUUGGAAUCAAACAAUUGAAGAAAAGAAUAAUGUCUUGUAACAACUUAGUUUUUAAUGGAGAGUACAUGCAUAUGCGUUGUUGUGCGCACAUCUUAAAUAUCAUUGUUAGUGAGGGAUUGAGUGAUUUAGAUAUGUCAAUUUUAAGACUUCGUGCUACUGUGAAAUAUGUUAGGUCUUCUCCUCGUAGGUUUGCGAAAUUUAAAGCAUUUGUAGAACGGUCAAACUCUGAAUACAAAGGUCUUGUUUGUCUUGAUGUGGAAACUAGGUGGAACUCAAUAUAUUUAAUGUUAGACUCGGCUUUAAAGCAUCGAAAGGCAUUUGAAGUGCUUGAAAUUCAUGAUCCCAAGUAUUCUGAGGAACUACUUAAGGGGAAGGGGAAAGGUGUGCCUACCAGUUUCGAUUGGGCGAAAGCACAACCAAUUAUGCCAUUUUUAAAAAUGUUUUACGAUGCUACCUUACGAAUAUCUGGUUCCUCUUAUGUUGCCUCUAAUAUGUAUAUGUUAGAAGUUUUUGGAAUAGGUGAAAAGAUACUUAAAAUGUGCAACUCCAAGGAUAUGUGCUUAAAAGUAAUGGCUGAUAGGAUGAAAACAAAGUAUGACAAAUAUUGGGGAAAAUUUGAAAAUUUGAAUAUGUUGUUGAUUUCUUCUAUCUUAGACCCCAGGAACAAAUUAAAGUUUGUCAAUUGGUUGAUCACUCAGAACUUUAAUUCAUUUGAUGCAACCAAAUUAAAAGAUUUGUUGAAAACCUGUUUGGAUGAACUAAUUAUAGAGUAUAAUGGUGUUGGAGAAGGAUUCCAAAGUGAAUCACAAAUCAGUUGA